Messenger RNA from Sapajus apella (tufted capuchin), 1286 nucleotides. It is a transcript of the gene SLC51A, whose product is annotated as solute carrier family 51 subunit alpha. NCBI's taxonomy places the organism in Eukaryota, Metazoa, Chordata, Mammalia, Primates, Cebidae. The coding region runs from base 221 to 1054 and encodes 277 amino acids. The transcript is spliced from 7 exons. The record is from RefSeq and is a predicted model, not a curated record.
GAUGGGCAGGGCGGGGCGCUUGUCCCAGCGGUGGGAGGAGCCACACGGGAGCUCUGCCAGCAAGAGGAUCAAAUUCCUCCAGGGUGAACUGUGAGACAGAAAGUCCCAGCAGCCGGGAAGGCCCUGGAACUGCACCUGCCCUCAACCCGCCCGGCAAGGCCCCCACGCGAGGCCCUUCCUGCCCCUCAGUGCCCCGGGGAGCGCUGGAGAGAAAGCAGCGAUGGAGCCGGGCAGGACCCAGAUACAGCUUGACCCGCGAUACACGGCAGAUCUUCUGGAGGUGCUGAAGACUAAUUACGGCAUCCCCGCCGCCUGCUUCUCUCACCCUCCCACCGCAGCCCAGAUCCUGAGAGGUGAGUGGGGACCCUCCCUAGAGGGAACUGAGAGCAAGAGACACAUGACCCAAAGGGGAGCCAGGCCGGCCGAGCGAAGCUGGGGAGAGGCGGCCCUGAGCUGGUCCACCUGCACAGAAAUGAACCAGUGCGAAUGCCCAUGGCCAGGGCGUCCAGACGUGCCUGGUGGCCACGCCGUGGUCAGUGCCAGUACGUGGCUGCUACAGCAGUUCCAGGAACCUGUUCAGAGUGCAGCUGAGCACCAAAGGCAAGAGAUAGAGAGAGAGUGCCUGCCUGCCUGCCUCACUGGCUACCUUCUCGCCUGUCACCAGAUUUCUGAGGAGAGCACAGCUCUCUGGAUCAACACCUUCCUCGGCGUGUCCACGCUGUUGGCCCUCUGGACCCUGGGCAUCCUCUUCCGUCAAGCCAAGCUACACCUGGGUGAGCAGAACAUUGGAGCCAAGUUUGCUCUGUUCCAGGUUCUCCUCAUCCUGACUGCCCUGCAGCCCUCCAUUUUCUCAGUCUUGGCCAAUGGCGGACAGAUUGCUUGUUCACCUCCCUUUUCCUCUAAAAUCAGGUCUCAAGUGAUGAACUGCCACCUCCUCAUACUGGAGACUUUUCUAAUGACUGUGCUGACACGGACGUACUACCGGAGGAAAGACCGCAGGGCUGGGUAUGAAGCUUUCCCUUCUCCAGACCUGGACUUGACCCUCAAGGCCUAAGGUGGAUGGCCUGGGCAGUGAACGAGAUGCUGUACUCAUUAGAAUAAAGACUUCCUUACUGUCCCUCAACCUUGACCAAAUGGGGAAGCAUUUCCAUUGUCAGCACAGGCCGGCAGACUCCAUGUGACACGACAGAUGAAGGUGAACACUGUGUGGGAUAAAACUGUUUUGGAUCUUGCCUGGGGAAGGUGUUUUAAGUUUUGUAAUAAACAAGAUGAAGCCUGAAAAUGUG